AUACAAUUAAUUAACGCUCUCAUCGUCUCUUCUAAAAUAUGAAAAUAGAUAUUACCGAGCAAAGAGUCGAUUCCGCCCAACGUUCAAUUCGACAAACAUAUAAGUCGAAGCACAUCAUCAUCCUUCUAGUAGAUUUGCUUCAGGAUUUGCACUCGCAAUUUCCGGAAUUUGUUUGCUAAUUUUUCCGCUCUAUCACAUAGCAGCAAUUCUUUAGAAUUGAUUUAUUAAUAACCCAGUAUAAUCGAAGGUAUAGUUGCGAAAUUUGCGAAGAUUAACGAUGGAGGAAGCGGCAGCUGAAACGGCUAAUGGAAAUUUAUCGGCUCAGGCCGCCGUAGACGCCGAGGAGGAGCCCAUGGUUGGGCCCGGUCCGGCCCCUCGCUCUCGGCUCAAACGCCCACUCCAGUUCGAACAGGCUUAUCUCAACUCCCUUCCCUCUGCCAACAUGUAUGAGAAAAGUUAUAUGCACCGCGAUGUGGUAACACAUGUUGCAGUUUCGGCAGCUGAUUUUUUCAUAACUGGGAGUGCAGAUGGACACUUGAAGUUCUGGAAGAAAAAGGCUAUUGGCAUAGAGUUUGCAAAACAUUUUAGAUCCCAUCUUGGUCCAAUUGAAGCUCUGGCUGUUAGUGUUGAUGGGACGCUCUGUUGUACAAUCUCAAAUGAUCGAUCAGUGAAAAUAUAUGACGUUUUCAACUAUGAUAUGAUGGCCAUGAUCCGUCUUCCAUUUUUACCUGGUUGUAUUGAAUGGGUUUACAAACAAGGGAAUGUGAAGGCCAUGCUAGCUGUUAGUGAUCGCAACUCAUCAUUCGUGCACAUAUAUGAUGCACGAGCAGGUUCAAAUGAACCCAUAGUUUCUAGAGAGAUUCAUUUGAGCCCGAUAAAAGUAAUGAAGUACAACCAUGAAUAUGAUGCUGUUAUUUCUGCUGAUGACAGAGGAAUCAUUGAGUAUUGGAAUCCUGCUACUUUGCAGUUUCCAGAAAAUGGGGUGACUUUUAGACUAAAGAGUGACACGAAUCUUUUUGAAAUCGCGAAAUGCAAGACUACCGUUUCCACUAUUGAGGUCAGUCCAGACGGCAAGCAGUUUUCUGUCACCUCACCUGAUCGUAGAAUACGUGUAUUUUGGUUUAGAACUGGUAAAUUGAGACGUGUUUAUGAUGAAUCUCUCGAGGUUGCCCAAGAUCUUCAGAGGAGUGAUGUUCCUGUAUACAGGCUUGAAGCUAUAGACUUUGGGCGAAGAAUGGCUGUAGAAAAAGAAUUUGAGAAAACAGAAAAUGCACCACAGCCAAAUGCAGUAUUUGAUGAAAGUUCUAACUUCCUCAUAUAUGCAACCCUUCUUGGGAUUAAAGUAGUAAACCUACAUACCAAUAAAGUUGCGAGGAUCCUGGGUAAGGUGGAGAAUAAUGAUAGAUUCUUAAAAAUUGCCUUAUAUCAAGGUGAUCAAAGCAGUAAAAAAGUGAGGAAAAUUCCUGCAGCUGCAGUAAAUGUCAAUGAAAGCAAAGAUCCUUUGGUAGAUCCUACUCUUCUUUGUUGUGCUUUCAAGAAACACCGAAUUUAUUUAUUCAGUCGGAGAGAACCUGAGGAACCAGAAGAUGCAACAAAAGGCAGAGACGUGUUUAAUGAAAAGCCACCUGCUGAUGAACUCUUGUCUGUCUCAGAUAUAGGAAAAACUGUGACAACAUCUCUUCCAGAUAAUAUCAUUUUGCACACGACUAUGGGUGAUAUUCAUAUGAGGCUAUACCCUGAAGAGUGUCCAAAAACGGUUGAGAAUUUCACAACGCACUGCCGGAAUGGCUAUUAUGACAAUUUGAUCUUUCAUCGGGUUAUCAAGGGCUUCAUGAUACAGACAGGAGAUCCACUGGGAGAUGGCACUGGUGGACAAUCUAUAUGGGGAAGGGAAUUUGAAGAUGAGUUCCACAAAAGUUUGCGGCAUGACAGACCGUUCACUGUAUCCAUGGCUAAUGCCGGGCCAAACACCAAUGGCUCUCAAUUUUUCAUCACAACUGUUGCCACUCCGUGGUUAGACAACAAGCACACAGUUUUUGGCAGAGUUGUAAAAGGAAUGGAUGUUGUGCAGGCUAUAGAGAAAGUGAAGACAGAUAAGGCAGAUAAGCCAUAUCAAGAUGUGAAAAUCCUAAAUGUAACAAUUCCAAAGUAGGUGAUCGUUUAAAUUAUUCAUCCUUCCGGUGAUUGCCCAAGGUUCUCACUCAGUUGUUGGGCAGAUGCUUUUCUCAAUUUUUUGUACCAUCAGAGAUUUUCAAUUUUACAACUGAACUGACAAAACUUUCUUUAGCUUGUUGCUUUCCAUUAUCAUGAUCUUUAUUGUCACUUUGCUGAGUGAAUGGAGAAAAAUACGGUGUUGGGUUU
Messenger RNA from Olea europaea var. sylvestris, 2361 nucleotides. Its product is annotated as peptidyl-prolyl cis-trans isomerase CYP71. Gene Ontology annotation, molecular function: protein binding; peptidyl-prolyl cis-trans isomerase activity. The transcript has 13 exons. Gene Ontology annotation, biological process: protein folding; protein peptidyl-prolyl isomerization. Lineage: Eukaryota; Viridiplantae; Streptophyta; Magnoliopsida; Lamiales; Oleaceae. The record is from RefSeq and is a predicted model, not a curated record. The coding region runs from base 278 to 2152 and encodes 624 amino acids.